Messenger RNA from Andrographis paniculata, 4652 nucleotides. Its product is annotated as translocase of chloroplast 120, chloroplastic-like. The coding region runs from base 140 to 4129 and encodes 1329 amino acids. The transcript has 4 exons. Gene Ontology annotation, biological process: protein targeting to chloroplast. NCBI's taxonomy places the organism in Eukaryota, Viridiplantae, Streptophyta, Magnoliopsida, Lamiales, Acanthaceae. The record is from RefSeq and is a predicted model, not a curated record. Gene Ontology annotation, molecular function: GTP binding; GTPase activity. Gene Ontology annotation, cellular component: chloroplast outer membrane.
GUCUUCUUUGCCUAUAUAUUCAACAACUCACUGGCAUAGUUUUUCUCUUCUUUCUUCCGCAAAUAAAGGGGGUCAAUCUCUCUCGAUACUUAUUCUCAGUGCAAGUCGUUUCACACGGGUGUUGCGGUUGGCUUCUGUGAUGGGAAAUGACAUUGUCGUUGCUGAGAAGUUAGGGGCGAGGCCUGCUGCACAAAAAGUUGAUUUGAGCUUAGUGGGUGAAUCAGAGCAGUCUAAUGAGGAUGAAAUAUUUGAAGAGGCCAUUGGUAUAGAGUCCCCUACUAUUGUUUCGAAGAAUACAACUACAUCUGAAGGUGCAGGUGGGGAAAAUCUUGAUGAGAAGCAAAAUUUUCGAGUGGAAUUGACAAAAAAUGAAAUCAAUAGAGUGGUGGAUGAUGGUUCUGAUGAGAACAGUAUAGGUGAUCUCCGAGAGCUUGUUGAUUUGGAUGCCAACAAUAGAGAAAUCGAUAACUUAGGUGGUGGUCAAAAGAUUUUGGAUAACUCUGAUAAAAAUGAUGAUGGCAUAUUUAACAACUCAGGUGAUCUUGAAGUUUUAAAUUCUGAAGAUACAAGAAUUGUUGCAGCAGGUGGAGCUAAGAUAAACCCCUAUAACCUUGAAACUCAAAGACAUGAGUUGAUGGCAAUUCAAGAUGUCAAUACUGUAAACGGAGCUUAUACCCUUUCUAGCAACCAUGACACUUCUGAGCACAAUAUAAAUUUAGUUGGUUCUUUGAAUAAUGGUGAUGGGAAGGGUGCAGAGAAAGAUAGACUAAAUGAACAUGCCCAUGAGGUACCUUUGGAAGUAGAAGGUGCAGAUGCUGGCAGAGGAACUAGAGCUAAGUCUCGGCCAGAGUCCAAUGGGGAUCCGGGGCACAAGAAUGAGCUAGAACACCAACUGGACAAGCCUGAAAACAUUUCAAUUAACAUUUUGCUUUCUGAACUCAAAGAAGAUCAAAUUGGAGAACAGGUGGAAUUGCCAUGUAUUUCUGAUGAUAUUCUAAAAGAUGAUGACGAUGAGUUGAAAAAACUGGAUUCAGAACGUGUGAGAAUCAGCAAGGUUGAUAGUAAGGAUGCUGACCAGGAAGCAUCUGGAGAUUUGUCCCAUCCAGAUAAUCUGUUGCAUUCUGAAAUGAAAGAAAUUCAAAUUGGAGAGCUGGUGGAGAAGCCAUGUAUUUCUGGUGAUACACUCAAAGGUGAUAUGAAUAUAGACCUGAAGAAACUGGAUUCAAAAUGUGGGGAAGUUGAAAGUGUUAAGGAUGCUGACAAGGAUGACUGUAUUGUUGUGCCCUCUGCAGAUGCUUAUUUUGCUAUUGAUCAUGCUAAGGAAAGUUCUGAAUUUACUGCCAAUUCACAUGAUGGCCGGACACUGGACCAGGAAACAGAGGUCGACCCUUGCUCCAGCUCGUCUGAAAUCUUAGUGGAGAGUUCUAGGUCAUCAGAGAUACAGCUAGGAAAUUCUAAUGAUGAACUCUCCGCGACUGUAGUUAAGAGGCGAGAGCAGGAAGGAGUGAGAAUUGAUCUUAAGGAAAUACAUUUGCCUGAGACUAGGGAACAGGAAGUUAAACCUGUUUCUGGUAUCUCUUCAUCUUUGGACAAGUAUCCUGAACCCACUCCUGCUCAUCCUUUCAGCCUUGAUAAUGCUUCUGAGACGUUUGGAUCUAUUUCUCAGGAUGAAGCAAAUAGUAGAGAGCAGGAAAUUACUCCUACGGCUAGUAUCUCCUCCGCUACCACAUCUAGUCCCCACCGUGAUGGUAUAAAUCAUAUUGUGCCAUUACCAGAGCCUGUUUUGAUAAAUAAAGAAGAGGGGCCCAAGUCUCCAGCUUCUGUUACAUCGAAUAAUGUGCCCACUGCUUCAGCUGCUACUCACCCAGCUGGCCUUGGGCGCGCUCCCCUAUUGGAAUCAGCCUCUCGUGUUGUUCAGGUUCCUCGAGUAAAUGGAGCUGUACCUGCAUCACAAAAUCAAAUUGUUGAAGAUCCCACAAAUGGAGACGCUGAGGAGUAUGAUGAGACCCGUGAAAAGCUUCAGAUGAUUCGUGUGAAAUUUCUUCGUCUUGCUCAUAGGCUUGGCCAAACUCCUCAUAAUGUUGUUGUAGCUCAGGUUUUGUAUAGAUUAGGGUUGGCUGAACAACUCCAUGGGAGAAGUGGUGGACGUGUUGCUGCCUUUAGUUUUGAUCGGGCUAGUGCAUUGGCUGAGCAGCUUGAGGCAGCAGGACAAGAACCCUUGGAUUUCACUUGUACAAUCAUGGUACUUGGGAAAUCUGGUGUUGGUAAAAGUGCAACUAUAAAUUCCAUAUUUGAUGAAGUUAUGUUUGGUACUGAUGCUUUUCAGUCAGGCACCAAGAGGGUUCAGGAUAUUGUUGGUACGGUGCACGGAAUCAGAGUCCGCGUGAUUGAUACACCUGGACUUUUACCCUCUUGGUCAGACCAGCGCCAAAAUGAAAAGAUUCUUCAUUCUGUUAAAAAGUUUAUUAAGAAAACACCUCCUGACAUUAUCCUGUAUCUUGAUAGAUUGGACAUGCAGAGUAGAAAUUUUGGUGAUAUGCCGUUGUUGCAGACCAUCACAGGAAUUUUUGGACCAUCUGUUUGGUUUAAUGCCAUAGUUGUUCUGACUCAUGCUGCAUCUGCACCACCUGAAGGUCCCAAUGGGACAACAACAAGUUAUGAUAUGUUUGUGAGUCAGAGGUUGCAAGCUGUGCAGCAGGCAAUACGUCAGGCUGCUGGAGAUAUGCGGCUUAUGAAUCCUGUUUCUUUGGUAGAGAAUCACUCAGCUUGCAGGACAAACAGAGCUGGACAGAGGGUGUUGCCAAAUGGUCAGGUUUGGAAGCCUCACCUGUUGCUGUUGUCUUUUGCUUCAAAAAUUUUGGCUGAAGCAAACACUCUACUGAAGUUGCAAGAUACUCCUUCUGGGAGACCAUCAGCCCCUCGAACAAGAUCACUCCCUUUACCUUUCCUUCUUUCAUCUCUUCUCCAGCCCAGACCUGAAGUUAAACUUCCAUCAGAGCAAUUUGGUAGUGAUGAAGAUGCUUAUGAUGAUGAUCUGGAAGAAUGCUCAGACUCAGAAGAAGAAUCUGAUUAUGAUGAACUACCUCCAUUUAAAUCACUGACUAAAGCACAGCUUGAAAAGCUUACCAAGGAACAAAGGAAGGCAUACUAUAAUGAACUUGAAUACAGGGAAAAACUUUUCAUGAAAAAGCAGCUGAAAGAAGAGAGAAAACGACGGAAGAUGAUGAAGAAACUACAGGAGGAAACUAAGGCCUCAACUGCUGACUUUGGAAGCAAUGAUGAAGAAGAGACAAGUGCUGCUGCAUCUGUACCAGUUGCUAUGCCGGACUUGGUCCUGCCUGCUUCUUUCGAUUCAGAUAAUCCUGCACAUCGAUAUCGGUCUCUUGAUUCCUCCAACCCUUGGCUUGUUAGGGCUGUCCUAGAAACCAAUGGCUGGGACCAUGAUAUUGGAUAUGAUGGCAUAAAUGUUGAGAGAUUAUUUGUGGUGAAAGACAAGGUGCCAAUAUCAUUCUCUGGUCACCUUUCGAAGGACAAAAAGGAUACCAACCUUCAAAUGGAAGUUGCAAGUUCCGUGAAGCAUGGGAAUGGGAAAGAAACUUAUUUUGGCUUUGACAUGCAAUCAGUUGGAAAGGACUAUGCUUAUACACUACGAAGUGAGACUCGAUUUAGCAAAAGGAAAAUAAACAAGGCUUCUGCUGGUCUCUCAGCUACUGUAUUGGGUGAUGUUUUAACUGGUGGAAUAAAAGUAGAGGACAAAUUGACUGUUGGUAAACAGGGACAGUUAGUUAUUUCGGGAGGCGCCAUUUGUAGCCGUGGCGAGGUUGCUUAUGGUGGUAGUUUAGAAGCAACAGUAAGGGACAAAGAUCAUCCUUUUGGACGUUUUUUAUCAACAUUGGGGCUCUCUGUCAUGGAUUGGCAUGGAGAUCUUGCUCUUGGGUGCAAUGCUCAGACCCAGAUACCCAUUGGAAGGCAUUCAAAUUUGAUUGGUCGAUUAAAUAUUAAUAACAGGGGUUCUGGGCAACUUAGCCUUCGGAUCAACAGUUCAGAGCAACUUCAGAUAGUUUUGGUUGGCUUAAUUCCACUGGUGAAAAAAGUACUUAGCUGUUCUGAACAGGUGCAACAAUGGUGACAAAGGAGGGUUGUGUAAUAUCACAACUCUUGGAUAUACAGAUUAUUCCGCGAUGGACAUCCCGUGCUUGGUCAAGAAGCAAAUUUAGGUGGUUGCGAAGAAGAUUGAAGGUUUGUUAUUUUGAGCGGGCAUGCAUCUUCUGUUGGAUUCAAAGUCUGAUGUAAAAAGUGGUGGGAUGAGAUGAGACGACAGGUUGUUUUCCUUUGAGGAAAGUCUACUCUGUAGUAGUUGUUAUCUUGAGAUUUCUUCAUAUCCAGAAUUUUGUAAAAUGUUUAUUGCAUGCAUGGCUGCUAUCAUAUUUCUAUCUCCGUGGAUAGGAAUGUAGUCAUUUACUUUUUUGCACGAAAUUGAAGGGAUGAUAAUAUAUUAUGUGUGAGAAUAGUUGUGUUGAGUGGAAAGACAAAUGCUCUUGUGACUUAUGCUUCGUUUUGUAAAAUUUUAUCGAGGAGUAUUAUUAUAAAUAAGUUGAAUUGUAAGGGUAUUACUCUAUAAGAGAAAGAAAAAUAGAUAUAUUUGUGGUGAA